AUGGACUCGACAGUUGAGACGGUGUGUCGAGCCAUCGACGCAUUUUACAGUUGUGGACCCGAUGUGCAACACGCGCAAACGUUUUUGCAGGCUUUUCAGGAGUCGGUACGCGUUGGCAACAUCUUUUUACUUAGAUCGACGCGGAAUCCCAGCGAGAUUGGAAAAUCCUCUGGGGCCAUGGUCUGAAAGUUACUCUCAUGGAUGUUAGAGGUUUGCGUUCGAGUGCCAUGGAUUCCUUGGAUCCCUAACUCGAAGGGGAACGUUUGUAAAGAAUAGUCUUUAACUACAAAGUUGAUCAGCAUGAAAUUUACGUCAACUUUUCAGUUGACCACUUCAUUCUACGUUUUUUCGUUCUUGAGAUACGCAGUUAGUUUUUAGGCCUCCUUCAGUAACAUGUAUCUCAAGAACGAAAAAUCGUAGAAUGAAAUGGUCAACUGAAAAGUUGAAGUAAAUUUCAUGCUGAUCAACUUUGUAGUUGAUGACUAUUCUCUACAAAAAUUCUCCUUUGAGUUAAGGGUCAAAGAAUCCAUGGCACUCGAACGCAAAAACAAUUCACGCGUUUUUGGCCUCUAACAGCCAUGGUCCUCAGAGCAUUUUCUGAUCUCGCUGAAAUUCCGCGUCGAUCCACGUAAAAAUAUAGACACUUGUGGGAAAAGCGGAGCAGAAUUUUUAUUUGCUCGUUUGCAGACGGAAUCGUGGACAAUUUGCGAUCAAAUAAUUCGCAUUCACUCGAAUUCGCUCGCCUGUUAUUUUGCAUCGCAGACGCUCCGAACAAAGGUGAAUUUCAGUGAAAAGAGUUUGAAACUUCUUCAAUCGUUCGUUUCAGAUUCUCAAAAAGUUUUGCCAGCUGCCUGCGGAUCAAUACGACCCUCUGCGCCAGUCGCUUCUCCACCAUUUAGAGUCAGUUUUGGCCGAUUUUCCUUGAAAAUACGCAUGUUUAGCUAAAAGUUGUGUUUUGCAGUCGACAUGGUGCAUCGGCGCACGACGAGCAAUCCGAAGCGACGGCGACGCAAUUGUGCCUGGCGAUCGCCGAUUUGUACAUACAAGUGCCCAGCUGGAAUAAUUGGAUCUACGAGCUGCUCAUUCAGUCAGUUUUUGCGCGGGAAAAUCGAAAGCGACAAGUCGGAAAUGUGCAAUUGUCCAGUGGAUCUUUCCUCUCUCUCUCUUUCUCUAUCUCUAUCUCUAUCUCUACGUUCUCAUUCUCAAACUUUUCAGAUGCCAAGCACUCGAAGGCGACCGAACGAUAAUGACACUGACACUGCUGCAAGUGUUUCCGGAAGAAGUCGAACAGAUUCGUGGCAUCGGAGAGAACCGGCGCGCGGCGAUUCGCAAGGAACUGGCCGAGUGCGAACGGCCCAUGAUCUCGUUCAUGUCGCACGUCCUCGAAAAGUUUCACAACAACCUGGAUGUGCUCAAAAAGGUACCACCCGAUGCCCACAAUUUCCGGUGGAAAAAAAAACCCUUCAAAAACAUUUCAGCUCCUCAAAUGUCUGGAAUCGAAUCUGCAAAACCACGAGAUGCAUACCCAGUGCUUAGCCGAAUCGCCCCUCCUCUCCUCGGUUUUCCUCAUCAUUUCCUCCAUUGACCCGUCAAUUCCGUCGUCGCUCCACGAACAGGCGACCAAUGUGAUCGUGGCGGCGCUUUUCCGCGCCGAAGACGUCGAAAAUCAUCGGAAAUUGGCGGAAGCCCUCCAUUUGGGCGUCAUUUCGCUCGUGGAACCGUUCCGGAAGGCUCAGGAGGCCGAGGACUUUGAUCGUCUUCAAAAUAUCGCGCGUAUAUUCGUCGAAACGCUCGAAUCGUUCUACGUUUUGAUUGUGAACGAGGCGGAUCCGAAUCCGGCAGCGCUCGGCAGCCUCACGUGUCUCGAAUUGCUUCUUCUGGUUGCCGGGCACCAUGAUUGGACGGUUAGUCUUCGAGAAAUUGGGCAAUUUUGGGCGCCGGACUUAACUAAACGACAGGCAUGAAAACACAAACAUUUAUUGUCGAGAAUGAAAAUUUGCAAGUGAAACGUGCCGGUUGGCACUAUUUUCUAGCGUGGUCCGUCGCCGGGGUACCUGAAAACGGACCUCUUGCACUCGUCGACCAAUAUCAAUUUUUGCUCCUCGGCGCCCACUCACCGGUUCUUCAAGGAUAGUAUGAGUGCUCAAGAGAUCCCAAGAUCAUUCGGUAUCCAUCGAUGGUUCCUAUGGUCCCAAUGGAUCUAAGAACUGUGGCCGGUGGGUCCGAAUGAGAAUUGGACGGUCCCUGAAAACCCAAUGGUCCUUUGGACUCUUCCAGCAGAUUCUGAGGGUCCAACUAGUGGGACCACCCUAAAAAAUAAAUGAGAAAUCUAAAGAAUAGGAAAAAAGUGAAAUUUUUUCUUGCAGUUGAUCGAGAUGACGUUCAGCGUGUGGUACCGCAUCACGGAGGAGCUGUUCAAGUACGACGACGACCAGUACAUUGCCCGCUUCCAGCCGUUCGCCGAGAAGUUCAUCGAGGCGCUCUACGAGCACUGCAAACUGGAACCGGACGACGUCGACGAAGUGCCCGACGAGAACUCGGAGUUUGGCGAAUUCCGAAUGAAGGCCGUCGAGGCGCUGCGCGACGUCGUCUUUAUUGUCAACUCGGACAAGUGCAUUCAGAUGAUGCACGACAAACUCAUUUCGUGUCUCCAUCGACCCGACGCCUCCUGGGAAGAAUCCGAGGCCGCUCUCUUUGUCAUGUCCGCUGUGGUCACGAAUUUGCUGCCGUGAGUUUCGCGCCCAAAAUGCCUACUUUCAAGUGAUUUUUGUGAAAUUUGAACAUCGAGCAUCAAAUUUGGCGUUAGACUCUCAAAUCCGCUCCAAAAACGAUAAUUUACAAUCUUUUUUUGCAGAGAAUCAGAGUCGCACGUGCCGGAAGUGCUCCAACUGAUCUGUUCCCUUCCGGUCCAGUCACCGCCGGCACUCAUUUCGACGAGUCUCACACUCAUUUCGGACCUCAACGAUUGGCUCGAGCUGCACACCAAUCUAUUGGGUAACACUCGCGAUUUUCAGCGAGAUCGAUAAUGUCCGACACUUGCAGAGCCCGUCAUCCACUGGAUGUUCCAAUUCGCCACCGACACCCGAUAUGCGAGUCACGUCGCGCUCUGCUUUGACCGCGUAAUUUUUAGCCCAAACUUCUCGUAAACUCUCCGAAAUUUCAUUCAGAUUUCGGUGAAAUGCGCGGCGCAAAUGGUCACACUGCUUCCGCAAUUGAUGCAGUUGAUCGGAAUGCUCGAGCAGACGCACAAUAACGGAUCGCGGGUCGAGGAGGCAAUCUGCUCGCUGACCAGAGGUACUUUUGCGAGAAAACGCCCGCGCAAAAAAACGGGGAAAUUUGCAGCCGUCUCGAUGGUGAUCACGAAAUUGCCGGUCGCCGACGCGCAGAUUGCGAUGGAACGGCUUUGCGAGCCGAUUAUUGCGAGUCUCGAUCGGGUAGGUCAUCAUUUUUCUGAUUGAAAAUGGCUUAGAAUCCGAUUCGGAACAUUUUGGGCAAUGUUUUAUUACUCGGACGGAAAGGUCUUGUCGUGUGGAAUCUGAUAAUGUUUUCAAAAUCUUGUUCGGACAUUUGAAGACCCUAUCCAAUUCUGCCGACUCAUGAAAAGAAAAAGGUCCAGAAUGUAGAAAAUUUUUAUGAAAACCGUACUGCAAAGCGCAACAUUUUCUAGAAUCGAACAGAAUCGCUGAUUCCCUUCUCAAGUUGCAGGCAACGGAAGCGACAGAGGCGACGUUUGCGAACAGCAACAAUAAUAACAACAAUCAGCAGCAGCAGCAGCAGCAGCAGCCGUCCUCCUCGAACGGAGCGAACAAGGAGAACGAGGGAUCGGUGGGCGCGCGCGGAUUCCGGACGAACGGCGCGUGGGCGUCACUCGCGAACCGUCCGAUCCUCUGGAUAGACCGCACCUCGUUCGUGUUCAAAGACGUGUGGAGUGUGCCGCAAAAGACGACGCUUCCCCGCGAGAUCCCCUGGCUGUCGGUGGCCGAGAAAUUCGUCGCCGCUCUGUUGAGAACGACGCGGAAGUUCGAGGGAACGCCCCGCGUCAUCGAACACGCCAUCCGCGCGUGCCGUCUCAUUUUCAGAGCUCUCGGACCGCUGAGCUUGCCGCUUGUCGAACCGGUUGUCGCCAUGGUAGGUGCUGGUGGUAGUAUCGGGGCAAUUUCGAAGUGAAUGCGCUCUGUUGCAAAUUGUGAUGACCAGCCCGGUGCCAAUUUAUGAAUGCAUUGUUUGAACUAUUGAAAACGCUCGUUUCCAGAUGAUCGAAACGUACCCGAAACACCGUCACUCGUCGUACCUCUACCUGGCGUCGGUGAUAGUGGACGAGUACGGACAAAUGGAGAAAAUGCGGCCGGGACUCAUUCAGAUGCUCGAUGUUAGUUUCAAAGCGGACUCUAAUUUUGAACGUUUUGAGCCUAACGCGGACUAUCCGAUAUGCAGAUGAAUUUGAUUUAAAAAUGUCGAACUUUUCUAGAGUAGUGCUACCUAGAUUUCUUUAGACGGAAAUAGCGAAAAUUCAGGAGUGACGGCUCCAAUUCAUGAUACUCUCUGCAGACGCUCUCCCGGACGACGUUCGAGAUCCUCAGUGCGGGGGCGGUGCACCACCCGGACACGAUCGACGACCUGUUCCGGCUGGCGCAACGGUUCACGAUGCGCGCGACGACCGUCUUCUUCACUCACCCCAUCUCUUCGUCGCUGUUCGCGUGCGCCGUCAACAGCAUGCUCGUCGACCAUCCGGAUGCGAGCCGAAGCAUUUCCAAGUUCAUUUUGGAGGUUGUCGAUCAGUUGGCCACCGCCAAAAAGGUGGGAAAAGGGCAAAAGAAAAACGUCACGUCUAAUUCAAAUUUCGUGCAGAUUGCGUACUCGGACGAAGGAGUCGUGUCGGCGAACCAGUUGCUCACAUUGCAGGGCCAAAACAUCGUGAGCAACUCGCUGCGAAUGUGUCUUUUCAGUGUUUCCGGACAAGUGCGCCGCGAAAUGGCCGACGUGCUUCUGCAAGUCGGCAAGUACGAAACGACGGUACGCAUUUAUUUACGCAUUGAACGCUUUUUUCCGUACUUUUUUUACAAGAAGUUCAAAGUGGGGGAUUUGUGUUCUCAGAGUCCCGAAUUUUCCAAAAAAAAGCUAAGGAGACGACGAGAGGUACACGGCGGCCGCCAAUUUUGAAGAAAGCUAGAGAUUUUCGAUUUCGUUCCGGAAUGCUCGACGCCAAGACGCAAAAAUGUCGAAACUUGCCGUUUCCGUGGAAAGGAACGCUUUGAAGGCAGCCAAAACCUUUUUCAACACAUGCAUGCCCCACUUUGACCUUCAAUUUAAAAAUAUGCUACUUUUUUAGUGCACGACAUCUUUAAUUGAGUUGUUUGACAUUUUACCUUUGCAGCACUACAAGCAAUGGCUCCAAACGGCCGUGUUCGGAUUGCCCAACGAUCCGCAAAAAGCGACGCCCGAACAAUUGCAGCAGUUUGUGGACGCCGUCUGCAGAGAGUUUGUCUUUUUGAGCAUUCGUUUUCCCCUUAAAAAUGUGCAUUUUUGCAGACGCGAACGGCACAACGUAUUCAACCACACGCGGGACCUGUCGCAGCUCUUCUCGUGA
Messenger RNA from Caenorhabditis sp. 36 PRJEB53466, 5587 nucleotides. Lineage: Eukaryota; Metazoa; Nematoda; Chromadorea; Rhabditida; Rhabditidae. The record is from the annotation of a GenBank genome assembly.